This is a messenger RNA of Cloeon dipterum, 908 nucleotides long. RefSeq names its product farnesol dehydrogenase-like. Gene Ontology annotation, molecular function: oxidoreductase activity. The transcript has 7 exons. The record is from RefSeq and is a predicted model, not a curated record. Lineage: Eukaryota; Metazoa; Arthropoda; Insecta; Ephemeroptera; Baetidae. Bases 28 to 792 code for a protein of 254 amino acids.
CAUCAGCCAACACCAGGGCCAAACGAGAUGGAGCGUUGGCAGGGACGUGUGGCAAUUGUGACUGGAGCGAGUGCAGGCAUUGGAGCGGCUAUCGUGAAACUUUUGGCGGAAAAUGGCAUGAAAGUUGUCGGAUUUGCGCGCAGGAAGGAGAGAGUCGAGGAGCUAGCUGUGGAAGCAAAGACUGCAGGAUUCAAGGGAGAAAUCCACGCGUUUGGCGGCGAUGUUAGAGUGGAGGACGACAUCAAACGCGCCAUUCAAUGGACCAGAGAGAAGCUUGGGGGCCCUGACGUUUUGGUCAGCAACGCGGGUGUCGUAGCAUUCAGCGGUUUAACCGAAAUCGGAACGGAGGAUUUAAAAAAGGUUUUGGACACAAACUUGGUCGGCGCUUGCAUGUUUACUCGCGAAAUCGUGCAAGACAUGAAGUCCAGGGGUGUCAACGACGGGCACAUUUUCCACAUCAACAGCACGGCUGGCCACAGCAUUCUCGACUUCCCAGGCACUUACGUCUAUGCGGCUGGAAAGCACGCUUUGAGGGUGGUCACCGAGGGGUUGCGGAGGGAGCUGCGUGACAUGGGGACGAAAAUUAGGGUUACAAGUGUGAGCCCUGGAGCAGUCAGAACUGAAAUCGGUUUGGCUGCUGGCGUUCCACAAGAAAUGGUCGAACUGGGCUACAAAUUGAGCGUUUGUUUGGAGCCGGAGGACGUAGCGCAAGCUGUGAUUUACGCGCUCGGCGCACCACCUCAUGUGCAGGUGCACGAGAUCACAAUGCAUCCCACGGGUGAAAAGCUGUGAUUCACGCGCGGCGGCAAUCAGUCAUGUAAAGCUGGAAUGUUUGAUUAAAUAAAUUCACGCCAGGGAGCAUAACUGAGCAAACUUUACCUUUGCAUUAUCGCCGGCACAAAAGGGAA